Molecule: messenger RNA, 5003 nt
Organism: Pomacea canaliculata
Lineage: Eukaryota; Metazoa; Mollusca; Gastropoda; Architaenioglossa; Ampullariidae
Product: cullin-associated NEDD8-dissociated protein 1-like
Exons: 33
Coding region: 133-3855 (1240 amino acids)
Biological process (GO): protein ubiquitination; SCF complex assembly
Cellular component (GO): nucleus
Source: RefSeq, a predicted model, not a curated record
CAUUGCGCAUGCCCAUUGGAGUACAAGACUUCCGACUCAACGAAGCCGAUGAACCGGUGAAAUAGCAAGCCAUAUAUAUAUAUUUUUAAAGGCAACGUCACGUUGUUGACAGUACGCAGCCGAUAACCAACAAUGGCUAGUGUGUCAUAUCACAUUGCCAAUUUACUUGAAAAAAUGACCUCAAGUGACAAAGACUUUAGGUUUAUGGCUACAAAUGACUUAAUGGCAGAACUGCAGAAAGAUUCUAUCAAGUUGGAUGAUGACAGUGAAAGAAAGGUGGUGAAAAUGCUACUGAAGUUGCUGGAGGACAAAAAUGGUGAAGUGCAGAACCUCGCAGUGAAAUGCUUGGGCCCUUUAGUGAACAAGGUGAAAGAAUUUCAGGUGGAAGUCAUUGUGGAUACUUUAUGCAGCAACAUGCUGUCUGACAAGGAGCAACUUCGUGAUAUUUCCAGCAUUGGCCUGAAGACAGUGAUUAGUGAGCUGCCACCUUCGUCAACAGCACUGGCUGCCAGCAUUUGUAAGAAGAUAACUGGUCGACUAACAAGUGCAAUUGCUAAGCAAGAGGACGUUUCCGUUCAACUGGAAGCAUUAGACAUCCUUGGGGACCUGCUGAGUCGUUUUGGUGGUUUACUGGUGAGCUUCCACAGCUCCAUACGUCAGGCCCUUCUUCCGCAGCUGGCAUCUCCUCGCCUGGCUGUCCGUAAACGGGCUAUCAUUGCCAUUGGUCAUCUGGUCAUGAGCUGCAACAGUGCACUGUUUCUAGAGCUCAUAGAGUUUUUGCUGGCAGAGUUGAACAAAAACUCAUCCACAUCCACCACCCGCACCUAUAUCCAAUGUCUUGGGGCUGUAAGUCGUCAGGCUGGACACAGGUUUGGUGAGCAUUUGCAGAGUAUUGUACCCUUGGUGGUCAAGUUUUGCCGCAAUGAUGACGAUGAAUUGCGGGAGUAUUGUUUGCAGGCAUUUGAGUCCUUUGUUAGACGUUGUCCUAAAGAAGUUUCACCAUUUAUUCCAGAGAUUACAGAAAUUUGUUUGAAGUAUAUCUGUCAUGACCCUAAUUACAAUUAUGACGAUGAAGAGGAAGAGGAUAUGGACACUGAAGCUGAUGAGGAAGAAGAAGAAGAUAGCAAUGAGGAGUACAGUGACGAUGACGACAUGUCAUGGAAGGUGCGUCGUGCUGCUGCCAAGUGUAUUGAGGCUGUCAUCAGCACCAGGCACGAGAUGCUGGCAGAGUUCUAUCGCUCUGUCUCUCCAGCUCUGAUAUCUAGGUUCAAAGAACGAGAAGAAAAUGUAAAGAAUGACAUAUUCCAUGCCUACAUCUCUCUUCUGAGACAAACGCGACCUGUAGCUACUUCCUCUUCUGAUGCUAUGGAUGCAGAAGAUGGGCCAGUCUUGAUGCUGCAGUCCCAAAUAGGAGACAUCGUGAGGGCUAUCCACAAACAGCUCAGAGAGAAGAGCAUCAAGACUCGACAAGGUUGCUUCAGCCUCCUGACAGAGCUGGUGCUGGUGCUGCCAGGAGCCCUUGCAGACCACUUUAGUGCCCUCGUGCCAGGGAUCCAGUACUCUCUUGGUGACAAAAAUUCAAGCUCAAACAUGAAGAUCGACACUCUCUCUUUCCUCAACACUUUGCUAGUUCAUCACAAUCCCACGGUUUUCCACCCUCAUAUGAAAAUUCUGGUGCCGCCUAUUGUGAAUGCUGUUGGUGAUCCGUUUUACAAAAUCACAUCAGAGGCGUUGUUGGUCACACAGCAACUGGUUAAAGUUCUGAGACCUCUAGACAUGCCUGGCGUCAAAUUUGACUACAAGCCAUAUGUCAAAGAUCUUUAUAGCUGUACUCUUAUGCGCUUGAAAGCAGCUGACAUAGACCAGGAGGUCAAAGAGCGGGCUAUUUCAUGCAUGGGACAGAUUGUCAGUAACCUAGGGGACUGUUUGUCAGUGGAACUUUCUGAGUGCCUUCCAUUGUUUUUGGAGAGGCUGAAAAAUGAAAUCACUCGCUUGACAACUGUGAAAGCUCUCACCCUUGUUGCCAGCUCUCCUUUAAAUAUUGACAUCAAGCCAAUUCUGACAGAAGGAGUGCCCAUUCUAGCAUCAUUCUUAAGGAAGAAUCAGCGAGCCCUCAAGUUGUCUACAUUACAGUGCCUUGAUGUGCUUGUCCAGAACUAUGGAUCAGGGUUGACGAAGGCAAUGAUUAGUGACAUUAUGAAAGAGAUGCCUCCUCUUAUUAGUGAAAACGAUCUUCAUGUCUCACAACUGACCAUGAACCUGCUGACAUCAUUGUGUGCUGUCAGCAAAAGCAGCAUGAGUAACCUGCAUGCAGACGUCAUGCCCAUGAUACUAUUGCUGGUGCAGUCACCUUUGCUUCAAGGUGGCGCUCUCCAGGCACUGCUGGAGUUUGUGCAGGCUAUUGUCAGACUUGACCUGCCCAAGCUGGGUUUUCGGGACCUCCUUCAGAUGUUCCUGACGCCUAUCUACAAUGCAAGACCCAUGCAGCAGCCUACAGGACCCUCUUUCUCAGUUCACAAACAGGCAUUCCACUCCAUUGCCAAGUGUGUUGCAGCACUUACAAUCAUGAACACAGGAGAGGCCGUGAAGGUGGUUAACCAGUUCGUCAGCGACAUCAAGAAUCCAGCAUCUUCAGAGUCUAUUGUCAUUUUUGCCUUAUUGGCCCUUGGAGAGAUAGGCAAGCAUGUAGAUUUAAGCAGCCAUGGAGAAAUACAGAACGUUAUUCUGGAGUCAUUUGCAUCACCAAAUGAAGAAGUAAAGUCAGCUGCUUCAUAUGCAUUAGGCAAUGUGAGUGUGGGCAACUUGCCAAAGUUCCUCCCAUUUGUCUUACAGGAAGUGGAAAACCAGCCUAAGCGACAGUAUCUUCUGCUUCACUCACUCAAAGAGAUUAUCAGUUGUGAGUCAAGUUCACUAACAGGGGUGGAAAUCCUCAAGUCCUACAUUCAGACUAUCUGGAAUAUGCUUUUUCAUAACUGUGAAUGUCCAGAGGAAGGUACACGAAAUGUUGUUGCUGAGUGCCUAGGCAAGCUGACUCUUAUUGAUCCUGCAACACUUCUUCGCAAUCUGCAGCAGCACCUGUCGGAUGAGUCACCCCUCACUCGUUCAACAGUUGUAACAGCCAUCAAAUUUACCAUAUCGGACCAGCCCCAAGCAGUGGAUCCCUUGCUGAAGACUUGCAUUGGCGACUUUUUGAAAACCUUGCAAGACCCAGACCUCAAUGUACGCAGAGUUGCCCUUGUGACUUUCAACUCUGCCGCCCACAACAAGCCAAGCCUCAUACGUGACCUGCUAGACUCGGUCUUGCCACACUUAUAUAACGAAACAAAAGUUAGGAAGGAGCUAAUACGAGAAGUUGAAAUGGGACCCUUCAAGCACACACUGGACGAUGGCCUUGACAUUAGGAAGGCUGCAUUUGAAUGCAUGUACACUCUGCUGGAUUCUUGCCUUGAUCGACUGGAUGUGUUCGAGUUUCUUCAGCAUGUGGAAGAUGGUCUAAAAGACCACUAUGACAUCAAAAUGUUAACAUAUCUCAUGCUGGUACGCUUGGCACACUUGUGUCCCAGUGCCGUACUGCAACGUCUCGAUCGCCUGGUAGAGCCUUUAAGAGCUACUUGUACCACCAAAGUCAAGGCACACUCUGUCAAACAGGAGUUUGAGAAGCAAGAUGAACUCAAGCGAUCAGCACUGCGAGCAGUGGCAGCACUGCUUAGUAUUCCAGAUGCUGACAAGAGCCCUCAGAUGAAUGACUUCUUGACACAAAUCAAAGCCAGUGUUGAGCUGACAGCAAUGUUUGACAGCAUCCAGAGAGACGCCUUGAGCAACUCCUCUGACAUCAUCUCGAUGGAUACUAGCUGAAGACUGGAUGGUGGCUAUUUCCAUGCACAUGUAUUUCAGAGAGGAAUAUUUUGUGAUCAUUGCCAUCUUUACAUUUGAGUGGAAGCACCGUGAAAACAUUGGUCUGUCAUUUAGGCUUCGAAUUGAAUGCAAUGCGAGUGGCAUUGGACAAUUUUUCUUAUCUCCCUUUUGUACAUCUUUUGGGGGUUGGCAUGAUUAGCCAAGUGAUGGCAGUUUUUGUAAUGUUGCAGUUGAGCAUGAAUGAAGUGUUCCAUGGCAAAAUCUUGGUGACAGGCGUAAAUCCUUUAUCCUGAAUCUGUUGGACAUUUUUUUUUUUUUUCGGAAAGCAUGUGUGUGGGGGGGAGCACGUUCUUUGUUAUGUUUUGUUUUUAAGAAUUUUUUCCACCCAUGUCCUGUGCUGGCUGGGUUUAUAGCCAGCGUAUUGGCUGGUACCACGUCCAUUGGUAGGAGACAGGACAGGUCUGGUAUAGUGCUGCUAUUUAUCUGAGCAAACACUAGCAGUCCUUACACACUGAUAUAGCUUUCAGAUUUGUUUGCCGCAUCUAUGAUGACAGAAUUAAUGUCUCUAAAAGCUUUGACUUUCUGGCUUAGAGUUCCAGCAAAACAUUGUGUACCCAGAAUAAUUAAGCAUGUAGCAUUGGAUAUGUGUAAUGAAAUGGCUGUGUUCUUUAUUGAAAUCUGGGAGAAAGCAGGACAUAGUGAGAUACUGUGGGGACAGAAUGAUCAGUUGGUGCAGUAUCUUAGAAGACAUUGCAGGAAGGGUCAGGUAGAUGCUAAAAGAGAUGGGGACAUGAAAUGGAAAGCCACCACAUUUGGCCCCUUGUGUUACAUGAAAGGUUAGCAGCAUUGUUGGUAUUAUGUAGGUAACGUGUGUGCAAGGAUUAAAAGUUGUGCUUGCGACGGGAAAAUGCUUUGAUGCUGUUGUAAAGCACCAGGUGCUGAGUAUGCUAACGGUCCAUGGAUGUUGCCUGAAAAUACGCCCACAGGGCGGAGACUUUACACAUCAUCACUGCUUCAGCUCUUCUCCUCCAUCCCCCGCACUUCUCACACCAACUUGUUCCUAGUGUAAGCAGCGUGUGAGAGGGUUUUGUGCUCUGCCAGUUUAUAUUGAUCUUUUGAGCUUGAUGAUUUAAGCGAUUGGUUAUUAA